Molecule: messenger RNA, 653 nt
Organism: Drosophila hydei
Lineage: Eukaryota; Metazoa; Arthropoda; Insecta; Diptera; Drosophilidae
Exons: 3
Coding region: 102-470 (122 amino acids)
Source: RefSeq, a predicted model, not a curated record
GCCAGCAGCAAGUCUCAAAUAACAGUUGAGCCCGAGUCCGCUGCAAGCGAGCUUCAAUACAGGCAAAGAAUAUCAUAACAUGCUGCUAAAACGUUAAGGUUAUGGCACCGUUUUCCAUUUGCUCCAAGUGCAAGGCCAGAACUCGUAAGGUUAUCAAAGACCCCGUCACUUUGAAGGACAUUUACUUGUGCCCAAAAUGCUGCAAGGCUAAAAAUGAAGCGCAGAAUAUUGAGAACGAACAGAACAAAGCGGCGCUGCUCUGCAGCCAGCAACAAGAGCAGCCUGCGCGUGAGCUGGCCAAGCCCAUGCCGCAGCCCAAGCUAGUUGCACCACCAAAGCUGCCCCUGGCCGCUGCCACAGCUGCCACAGUCAACAGCUACACUCGCAAAUGUACGCCGCCCGUAAUGCAGACGGUUCUCAUAAAAGGGCGUAAAUAUAUUGCGAUCACUGCAACGGCCUCCGACAAUUAGCGAAGCAAACAAGUCAUUAAACACACAAAAGGGCAAGUUGGUUUGCGUCUCUGCUAUGGUGCGUGUACUCACUAAGUGCCAAUCGCAGGAAAGUAUAUACAUAUUUAAAUGUAAAAUAAACCGAAAAUAUCUCUAUUAAACAUAACAGCAUUUCGAAUGUGCCACAAAUAAAUUCAAUAAAAU